CAGGGGACGGAUACACAGCAGCUGGACGCAGGGGGACACUCGAGCCUCUUCACUCUUCAUCUCCCUCAUGCUCCUCUGCGCGUCUCUCCUUCUCGUGGUUCCUCCGCAUGUCUCGUCGGGGGCAAAGUGGACUUUUUACUGGACCCGUCUGUCCCUCCCGUCGUCAGGUUGAUCUGGAACACACCGAGGCUCAAAAUGAACGAAGGACCCGAGGCCAACUCGACUCGCCUCUACGACAACUGGACCUUUGACAACAACUCCGUGGAGUCGGUCGUCCACAGGAAAAACAACAUCACCUACGUUGGAUUCUACCUGCACCAGCCGUCCAUCGCAGCCAUCUUCAUCGUGUCCUACCUGCUCAUCUUCCUCGUGUGCAUGGUGGGGAAUGGAGUGGUGUGCUUCAUCGUGCUGAGGAGCAGGAACAUGAGGACUGUCACCAACCUGUUCAUCCUGAACCUGGCUGUGAGUGACCUGCUGGUGGGGAUCUUCUGCAUGCCCACCACUCUGCUGGACAACAUCAUCACAGGAUGGCCCUUCGGAAGCCUGGUCUGCAAGAUGAGUGGCAUGGUUCAGGGGAUCUCCGUGUCGGCCUCUGUCUUCACCCUGGUGGCCAUCGCUGUGGACAGGUUCAGAUGCAUCGUCUACCCGUUCAAGCAGAAGCUGACCAUCCCCACAGCCACCUUGAUCAUAGUGGUCAUCUGGGUUCUGGCCGUGUCCAUCAUGUGUCCCUCUGGGGUGAUGCUCCAAGUGACCAGGGAGCAGACCAUCCGGGUGCUGCUGGGCUACGACAACAAGACCAGUCCCUUCUACUGGUGCAGGGAGAACUGGCCCAACCAGGAGAUGAGGAAGAUCUACACCACCGUCCUGUUUGCAAACAUCUACCUGGCUCCUCUCUCGCUCAUCGUGAUCAUGUACGCCCGGAUCGGCAUCACGCUUUUCAAAUCGGCGGUGACCUCGGAGGGGAAGCCGCCGGGGCACAGCAACCGCCACACCGUGUCCAAGAAGAAGCAGCGGGUGAUUAAAAUGCUUCUGAUCGUGGCCCUGCUCUUCAUCCUCUCCUGGCUGCCCCUGUGGACCCUCAUGAUGCUGAGCGACUACGCCAGCCUGACCGAGCAGCAGUACAGGAUCAUCAACAUCUACGUCUACCCCUUCGCCCACUGGCUGGCCUUCUUCAACAGCAGCGUCAACCCCAUCAUCUACGGCUUCUUCAACGAGAACUUCCGCAGCGGGUUCCGAGCGGUGUUCAAGUUCAGCCUGUGCACGGCGGACGGGCAGCUGAGGAAGACCUACUCCCACCGGCUGCAGGGGAACUCCGUGCUCCCGGCCAACAACGCUCAAUCCUCCCUGGAGCCUAUUUCACUCAACAGCCUGGACAAGAGCACCUCGAGGCGGCUCAACAACAUCAACGAGCAGGACCUGGUCAUGGAGGAUCUGGAGAAGGCGUCUUGCAGCAGUGGGGGGGGUGACCGCUGUGUCCAUUUGAGCAGACAUAGUGUGUCUCUUAUGAGGUGAGAAGCAAAGUCCCCUGAGUGGACGGUGACUGCAGGUCUCCACUCAGAAGGUUUUUAGAAACACACGUUUACAUGUGGCUUGUGCAAGGCUAUUUUAAUACUGAGAGGAAGAACACGACAAUUAGACAAUUAACACAACAGGGUGACUUCAGUGUUUGUCCCUGAAAGACAGACACAACAUUUAUAUCUGAAAGGAAACUCUGUAGUGAGGACGGGUGGACACUGCGUUGAUAAGCUACUGUCGGGCUCUUUGAAAACAAUAAUGAAAACUGUUUGUAUAAAUGUAUAAAGAUGCAUCACACACACACGUGAGACGUUCACAGAGCAGAUUUCACAAGUAAAGUAACUCCUCUAAUAUCUUCUAUAGAUUCAUUUCCUUGUAUAUUCGCACAAUUGAUGGAACAAAAAAAAGAAGAAGAUCAUAUUUUUAAACGAGGCUAAAAGUCAAAAGGGCUCAAACAUCAAAAUCACAGCAAGAAAAAACUUAAGAGAUAAAACUUUAGUUGGAUUUUGAACCAAUCAGGUCUUUUCAUCUUUGUUGUUCUCCCUGAUUCCAGAGCAGCAGCCUCCGAGCACAAUGGAGCCUGAUUAUUUCCUCUUCAUCACUUUAGAGUGACCCUGGGUUCAUGUUUGCUGCUCUGUGGUUAACGAGGGGGACUCAUUUGUUUUGAUGAUCAGUGAAUAGGGAGGAGAGAGGAGCCGUUAACGUCACAUUUGUGAUGCCGCUUGAAGAAAUGAGAGUUAUUAGAAGUUAUGAGUUCUACAGCCACGUCAGACUCGUCCACACCUGUGACCAUGUGUGUGUGUUUUCUAUCCAUGGUGCAGCAAGGUGACGAUAACAAGUAAGACACAGCUCAGACUGGUUCCACUGGGAUUCAACCAGUAUCAGUCCUCUGAACUUCAAAUGCAAAAAACAUCCCUUAUUACAAUGUUUGAGAAUUUGUUAAUCCUAAAUCCAAACGACCAUUAAACGACUCAAAUCCUUUGAGUAGUUUCUACGUACUCUAAAUUACAAAACCACGAAAACAUUAGAUUUAAUUAUAAAACUGUUUAACCCUUUAAAACUGCAGGUACUUGAUAAUAGAACACACACAGUCUCUAUCAGCUGAGGAACCACAGGGGGUUCUCACUCGACGGGUCAAUUCUGCUGUGACACUUCUCAUUAGGAUGUUUUUGUCUUUUUUAAUCAGGCCUCAGAGACGCGGACAGGAGACAGUGAUUGAAUGUGAUUCUUUUUAUCCAGGCUUUUAUUCUGAAAUCUGCCCUGUAAACCCGCACAGAGGAAAGUGUAACGAUGCAGGAGGGAACUCUGUCUCCUGGUGAAGAUCUCAUGAAGCCUGCUGUGAAUGUGCAUCGUGCAUCUCAGAUGAACUGUUUCUGUUCUCCUGUGUUUAUCUGGUGCAGUUCACUGGGGCUGACCCAGGGUCUGCGUAUCGUCUGCUGUAAAUAUGUUACCACUGAGUCUCAAGCUUAGAUUACAAGUGAUGAUGUGAAUCUUUGUGUCUGUGUAACUAUUUGGUGAAUUCUGCCUUCUGUUCCGAGGAGUUUUACAAACUUUAAGUCUCGGCUGUUGGUGGAGUCUUAGUUUUUAUUUGUUUUUUUUUUGUGUGUCGAAAAGACGCAAGAAAAAAGAAACGUGUGCGACUUUAUCUGCUAAACCACAACGUUGGUACCUGGACAGAUGGAAGUGGUGCAGCAUCUGGAAACCUCUGGAUCUGAAUUAGUGUUUGAUUCAUAUUUAGGUUGUGAUGGUUAGGAAGAGGCCUUAUA
Pleuronectes platessa (European plaice) is the source of this 3281-nucleotide messenger RNA. It is a transcript of the gene npffr2a, whose product is annotated as neuropeptide FF receptor 2a. The record is from RefSeq and is a predicted model, not a curated record. NCBI's taxonomy places the organism in Eukaryota, Metazoa, Chordata, Actinopteri, Pleuronectiformes, Pleuronectidae. Gene Ontology annotation, biological process: G protein-coupled receptor signaling pathway; regulation of MAPK cascade; regulation of cAMP-dependent protein kinase activity. Gene Ontology annotation, molecular function: peptide binding; opioid receptor binding; neuropeptide receptor activity. Gene Ontology annotation, cellular component: membrane.